AUGGACAUCUGUCAUGAUACAUGUGUCCAAACCCACAGACCGUACACCACCAGAGUGAACCCCGAGGUAAACUGUGGAUUUUGGGCCGGCGGCCUCGCCCCGUCCCCCGCGCCCGCGCCCGAGCCCUCGCAGCCCCGCGCCAACCUCACCAACCAGUUCGUGCAGCCGCCCUGGCGCAUCGCGCUCUGGUCCCUCGCCUACGGCGCCGUGGUGGCCGUGGCGGUCUUCGGGAACCUCGUGGUCAUCUGGAUCAUCCUGGCGCACAAGCGCAUGAGGACCGUCACCAACUACUUCCUCGUGAACCUGGCUUUCUCCGACGCCUCCAUGGCCGCUUUCAACACCUUGGUCAACUUCAUCUACGCGCUCCACAGCGAGUGGUACUUCGGCGCUAGCUACUGCCGCUUCCAGAAUUUCUUUCCCAUCACGGCGGUGUUCGCCAGCAUCUACUCCAUGACGGCCAUCGCGGUGGACAGGUACAUGGCCAUUAUUGAUCCCUUGAAACCCAGACUGUCUGCCACAGCAACCAAGAUUGUCAUUGGCUGUAUUUGGAUUCUAGCAUUUCUACUUGCCUUCCCUCAGUGUCUUUACUCCAAAAUCAAAGUCAUGCCAGGUCGUACUCUUUGCUAUGUGCAAUGGCCAGAAGGUCCCAAACAACAUUUCACGUACCAUAUUAUUGUCAUUAUCCUGGUGUACUGUUUCCCAUUGCUUGUCAUGGGCGUCACAUACACCAUUGUUGGAAUCACUCUCUGGGGAGGAGAGAUCCCAGGAGAUACCUGUGACAAGUAUCACGAGCAGCUAAAGGCUAAAAGAAAGGUUGUAAAAAUGAUGAUCAUUGUUGUGGUGACAUUUGCCAUCUGCUGGCUGCCCUAUCAUAUUUACUUCAUCCUCACUGCGAUCUAUCAACAGCUAAACCGGUGGAAAUACAUCCAGCAGGUCUACCUGGCGAGCUUUUGGCUGGCAAUGAGCUCGACCAUGUACAAUCCCAUCAUCUACUGCUGUCUGAAUAAGCGGUUCCGAGCCGGCUUCAAGAGAGCGUUCCGCUGGUGUCCCUUCAUCCAGGUGUCCAGCUACGAUGAGCUGGAGCUCAAGGCCACCAGGUUUCACCCGACUCGGCAGAGCAGCCUGUACACUGUCACCAGACUGGAGUCGGUGACCGUGGUGUUCGACCCCAGCGACUCCGACAGCGCCAAGCCGGGUCGGAAGAAGAGGGCGACGCCGAGGGGCCCCAGCUUCAACGGCUGCCCCCGCAGGCAGUCCAAGUCUGCCUCCACCGCCCCAAGCUUCAUCAGCUCCCCCCACCCCUCGGUGGGUGAGUGUCCCUGAGUCCCUGUCCUGGGG
Miniopterus natalensis is the source of this 1338-nucleotide messenger RNA. It is a transcript of the gene TACR3, whose product is annotated as tachykinin receptor 3. Gene Ontology annotation, biological process: G protein-coupled receptor signaling pathway; positive regulation of flagellated sperm motility. Lineage: Eukaryota; Metazoa; Chordata; Mammalia; Chiroptera; Miniopteridae. Gene Ontology annotation, molecular function: tachykinin receptor activity. Gene Ontology annotation, cellular component: sperm midpiece; plasma membrane. The record is from RefSeq and is a predicted model, not a curated record.